Messenger RNA from Eimeria tenella, 251 nucleotides. RefSeq lists its product as uncharacterized. The transcript is spliced from 3 exons. NCBI's taxonomy places the organism in Eukaryota, Apicomplexa, Conoidasida, Eucoccidiorida, Eimeriidae. The record is from RefSeq and is a predicted model, not a curated record. The annotation marks the transcript as partial.
GCUUCUUUAGGAUUUGGCCGCAUAUAGAGUUCCAGCGAAUGAACUAUCCGACGUGGCCGCCCCCCAGUGCCUCGCCCCUGCAUCCUCUGGAGCCCUGGGGUCGGCAAGUGUUUGUCUUUCGGCCUUUCGCCGGCGAUUUGGCAGCAGAGCCUUCAGGGCCUUAUCCCCGUGUGCCUCCCUUGCGUGGACCCGCGCCCCCCACUGACCGGCUGUCGCCUCGGCUGUCGCGUUUGGCAGCAGCAGCAGCAGAA